This is a messenger RNA of Linum trigynum, 5616 nucleotides long. NCBI's taxonomy places the organism in Eukaryota, Viridiplantae, Streptophyta, Magnoliopsida, Malpighiales, Linaceae. The record is from the annotation of a GenBank genome assembly.
GUAUGUCCUGUCAUUUGCCUGGUGAGAAUACAGUGUAUUCAAAUGUUGAUUCUAACGUGGAGGAAGCGGUUGAGUCUAGCAGUUCCCAAACCUCAAUGUUGUUAGCAUGGAUGGAUCUCAAUCUUCAGUCAAUGGAUGCACGGAAAUAUACCUUUGCGGAGAUGCCACAAUAUUAUGUAUGGAAUAAAAAAUACAAGAAGUGGCAGCAGCGCAAAAAAGGUACCUGCAUUGCUAGAUUAUAUUACUGCUACCCAUCCGCAAAGGAGCGAUACUAUUUGCGAAUGCUAUUGCAUGUUGUUAGGGGCUGUUGUUCUUAUGAUGAUAUUAGAACAGUGAAUGGGGUGGUAUAUGAAACAUUCCAAAAAGCAUGUUAUGCUCGGGGACUGUUAUCAGGAGAUUCUGAAUGGAAUGAUUGUGUCCAAGAAGCUUCGCACUAGGCUUCUGGUUAUAAACUUAGAAAACUUUUUGUCACAAUUCUUAUUCAUUGUCAGGUGGCUGAUGUGACUUCUUUUUGGUUAAAGAAUUGGGAAUUACUAAGUGAAGGCAUUUUGCAUUCACGACGUAGAGAGCUGAAUUUACCCCAGUUGAAUUUGGCGGAGGAUGAAAUUAAGGAGUUGUGCCUUAUUCAUAUUGACAAAUUGAUGGAUAGAUUUUCGAAGUCAUUAGCAGAUUUCCCUGGGUUUCCUGUUCCCGAUCAGUGUUUGCGUUCACAUACGGUAAACAGGCUGAUAGAUAUGGAGAUGAAUUAUGGACCCGAUGACUUAGAUUGUUCUGAGGAUCGACAUAGUAGACCGUUGAAUGGAGAACAACAAAUCGCUUACGAUAUGGUAUUACAUUCUGUUUAUACCAAUGAGGGUAAAUGCUUUUUUGUGGAUGGAUUUGGGGGUACUGGUAAGACAUUUCUGUGGCGAGCAAUUUGUGAGCAAUUAAGAUUUGAGAAGAAGAUAGUAUUAUGUGUUGCUUCAUCUGGUAUUGCUGCACUGCUCAUGGUCGGUGGAAGAACUGCACACUCAAGAUUUCACAUUCCCCUGGAUGGUGAUAUAAAAUCAACUUGCAAUAUAGAGCAAGGUUCUGAGGUAGCUGAAUUGAUUCUCAAUGCUUCACUUAUUAUCUGGGAUGAGGCACCGAUGGCUCAUAAACACAACAUAGAGGCCCUAGAUAGGACAUUGAGGGAUAUAUUCCGAGUUAAGCAUGUUGAUUCUGAGUUGAAGCCUUUUGGAGCAACUUGCAAUAUAGAGCAAGGUUCUGAGGUAGCUGAAUUGAUUCUCAAUGCUUCACUUAUUAUCUGGGAUGAGGCACCGAUGGCUCAUAAACACAACAUAGAGGCCCUAGAUAGGACAUUGAGGGAUAUAUUCCGAGUUAAGCAUGUUGAUUCUGAGUUGAAGCCUUUUGGAGGUAUGACUAUUGUGUUUGGAGGUGAUUUCCGACAGACGUUACCUAUCAUCACGAAGGGUACACAGACUGAAAUUGUUAAUUCUUCCAUAAAGAGAUCUUAUUUGUGGCGGUCUAUGACAGUAUUGAAGCUAACCGAGAACAUGCGAUUAAAAUUGCCUCAUUCUGAAGCAUCGGCCAGGUUAGCAAUCUCAAAUUUUAGCAAAUGGCUUUUGGAAAUUGGUGAUGGUACAAAUAGUAAUAUUUUUGGAGAAUCAAUUAUCCCGAUACCUCUACACAUUUGUGUUUCCCGUCGCAGUGAUCCAAUUCCUGAUAUUGUUGCUGAAAUAUAUGGUCAGUUACUCUCCACUGAAAAUAUGUCAACCUAUUUGGUUGAGCGAGCUAUCUUAGCCCCUCAUAAUGACACUGUUGCGGCCAUUAACAAUUAUGUAUUGGGUCUAUUUCCUGGUGAAGAAGUUUCUUAUUUUAGUUCGGAUUCGCUAGAGAUUGAUGCCAAUAAUCAGCAUGUUGAAGAAGGGGACUACACAGUUGAAUUCUUGAACUCUUUAAAGAUUGGGAAUUUUCCAGAACAUGAGUUGAAAUUGAAGUUGGGGUGCCAUGUUAUUCUGCUUCGAAAUCUGGAUCAGAGUACUGGGCUUUGCAAUGGAACUCGGAUGAUCGUUAAGAGAUUAGGUAAGUGGUUUAUUGAGGUCCAAAUUUUGACCGGGACACAUGUUGGUGAUACAGUUUUCUUACCACGCCUAAGUCUAUCGGUCCACUACAAGAGCUUAAAUUUCACUCUGGUUCGAAGGCAAUAUCCAAUUGCACUGUCAUAUGCAAUGACAAUUAACAAGAGUCAAGGUCAAACAUUAAAUCACGUUGGCAUCUGCUUGCAAAGACAAGUAUUUUCUCAUGGACAGUUGUAUGUUGCUAUGUCUCGAGUUACGUCGGAAAGGGGACUCAAGAUUCUUAGCUGUGACUCUCAAGGUAAACCGGUGAAGACUAUGCAGAACAUUGUGUUCAUUGAGAUUUUUGAGUAGUGGUUUAUUGAUGUAUUAUGUUUUAUUCGAUUUGAGGACUAAGACUGUCAAAUUUAUCGGGUCGUUACAAUUUGAAUCUUGAGUUCUCAAUUUGUCCAAAUUAUUUUCCUGUUUUUAACAGCCAAUUAUAUGAAAUGUGAUUUAUGCACACUACUUUAUAUUUAAUUGUACCUCAAUUUACUCUACCGAAGGGUAUGCGAGUGUGACCGUUAUAUUGCAAUACGAAGAAGAACUUCCAUAGUCGCAACUGAACUAAACCAAAUUAACACCACAACCCAGCCCACAAAACAACCCAAGCAUGGUUCAGUUAAAUAAAAUAUAGUUAGAGAGGGAAUGCCCAGCCGGAUUUAUUGAAACUAAAUGGCCAACCUAUUCCCAUAAAAAAAAGGCCAACCUACACUACCUUGGGCGGAUCCUUCUCCACUCCCCCACUCCCCCACCUCCUCUACUGCCCAGUAUCCGAUUUUUUUGGAUCUUCUAUGAGGUGAAGGCUGCCGCAUUCCAAGCCAUUAUUUCUUUAUUAAAUACAUUCAUUAUGAUUUUUAUUUCAUGUUAAUUAGUGGUGGUGUGGGCCGGGCCGGCCGGGUUGGCGCAUCAAAUAAUAAUUAGCAACUUUGAGAGGCAAUUUUGGACAAGAAUUGUUGACACAGUCGCAAUUAGCAAUGUUGUUAAAACGGAACCAGACAUCGAUCCGGAUUAGUAAAGGGUUCAAGGUUUAUCAAAUAACCGGUGCUUAAUCGAUAUUAAAAACCGAUCAUAAACCGGUGUCGACUUACUUGGUAGACUUAACAAUUAUUUUUUUUACAAUUAUUGUUUCACUUAUUAGAGAUAAAAGAAUAAAGUGAGAAUUAUUAAAACUGAAAAAGCAUAAUUUGGGCGGCUGCUAGGUCUUUUUUGGGAAAAGUGAACUGAUUUUUCUUCUCUUUAUAUUUUAUUCUGUACUUACCUUCUUUUGUUUUUGAAUUUUUAAUUGCAACAAAAUAAAAGGAAGGCGCAUGUUUGAUUUUAAGAAGGUGGGUCGUUCUCCUAAAAAAAAAAAAAAAGGUGGGUCGUGAGUUCCGUGACACACCCGCCUCUUGAACUCUAAAUGGCCAACCUUCUCCACUCCCCCACGAGGCCACAAAUCCUUCUCCACUCCCCCACUAUCCCACUUUCCACACACACACGUACUCCACUGCAUGCGGCCAAGUAAAUCACGUGUGUAGAAUCACUUUCUCUCCUUUAUAUAAUGGAGAUACCACUUUCUCUCAUGUUAUAAUUUCUGUUUACUACUGCCCAUACAAAACACUUCGGUUCCAUUGACCGUGCGAAUUGCAUUCAAUAUGGCGGGCCUGCCUCAAUUCAAUCAGUAAGUACUGCUCAUGCAUCCAACAAAUACUACAUCAUGUAAUUUCGAUUCUUUUUCACUACUUAAUGCCAAAACUUACAGUCCAAUAUAUAGGCUUCCCCAUGGUUUUAUUGCUAAUCUGCAAUAUGAUGAUGCUCUUGAAAUUUGUGAGCGUGCCGACACCAUCGAUCUCAUUAUGUUGCAAGUGGAUGUCGAAAAUCAGGUAACUAAACAAAUAAAUUUCUUUUUAAUCGUACGCCUUUUGUGGCAUGCUGCAUUUUAUCGAUUUGCUUUGACAAUAUUCGUUUCUGUGUUUACAUCAGGGCACCUCUUUUUUGUUAUCCGGACGUGUAACGAAUUUGACGACGUCCUGGUCCCCUACAUCCAGAAUCCAUUUCGUCCACCUCACAAUUGAGGACGAAUUCAUUGGUGUUGACAUCGUCUUCCAGUCAUCACAGUUACGAACGAUUGUUGAAUCUGUAUUCAGUCAUGCAGAUGUUGUCAAUGCUGACUAUAUGUCCCUUCUGAACAUGCUUGGAGAACAGACAUUUGAAGUCAUGGUCACAGUUGGUCCCUGGAACGAUGCAUUUGGUUAUUGUGAACUUGUGUUGGUGAAAUUAUUUUUGCCUUUGUUGAAUUGAGUACCCUGUCAUGAACAAUGAGACAAUGUAUUGAGUUUUCUUAUUUUGGACUUGCAUGUUAUUUGUCGUAAUACUCAACUAGAUUAGUGAUGCUCUAAAACACAACACCUAACAAUGGCCAAGUGUAACCAAUGAAAGGGACUGCAGUAUAGUGGCACAAGUAAUAAAUAUCGAAUCCACGGGUCUCUAGAGUUACUAUUACUCAGCUUCAGUUCAUUAUCUAGCAAACUAGAUUAAGGAUUGAUUAACUAAACUACUCUACUAACUAAACUAAGUAAAACUACUAAUUACAGUUUGGGAACUCACUUAGGUAUGAUUCCCCCUAGCUCCUCAAUUAGGUCCAAGUUGUAAUUCCUUUUGGUUGAUUUACUGUUGAUUAAACUGCGGAAGAUCCGACAGUAGCUUGGAAUCUCUUAAGCCGACCAAGCCCUCUCAGUCUAACUAUCCGGCAGACGACUAGUCUUCACCGGGAUAGAAAGCUGAAGCAAUAAGCACAGAACUCCACUACUGGAAUUGGAUUCCAGUACAAAGCAGUAAACUGGCUAACUCUCGUAUAGCAACCUAAUCACAUUCUAUCUAUCUUAGAUUGCAGCAGGAAUCAGGAAAAGUUGAUCAGACUUCAAUUGACUCAAUAAACAUGCAUCAUUCGAUUAUAAUCAAACAAUAUAGCAUCCAAAACUUCAUACAAGAAAGAUCCUAACUCAUGGAACUAAGGUUCCUCAAAACCUAAGUGAAGGGAAGUUACUCCAUAGAGAAGAGAGAGACUGCAGAAAUCUGAUCUAGAUCUUCAAUCUCCAUCUCCAAGCUUGAUUCCCGAGCUCCAAUGGCGAAGAAAUCCUCCAAAAUAGCUCCAAGAAUGUUCCCAAGUCGCUCUCUCUCUCUCUAGGGUUCGUCCCUUGGGUGUUUGGGAUCCAAAACCCAGCUCUCCCCCUUUCCUUUUGCUGAAAAUCGGGUUUUAAACAGCAAUUCCCGACUCACAUGGCCAGGCCACACGGCCGUGUGGCUUUCCCAGCUGCCCGUGUGAAGGCUCGGUGAUUUCCACACGGCCACAUGGCCAGGUCACACGGCCGUGUGGGUUGUGCCCGUGUGCCUUGCUCAGCCUCUGUUUAAUGCUUUGUUUCUCCCUCGUCUGGACUCCGAAUCAGUCGCCGUUUGAUCCCAGACGCUCGUAGUCUCAUCCUCUUUCUUUUCAUGACAAGCUUGCAUGAUUCUUUGUCCAUAAAGUGAGGUAUAAAUC